Etheostoma cragini (Arkansas darter) is the source of this 1042-nucleotide messenger RNA. RefSeq names its product septin 5b (gene septin5b). Gene Ontology annotation, cellular component: cell division site; septin complex; septin ring. Gene Ontology annotation, biological process: regulation of exocytosis; cytoskeleton-dependent cytokinesis. Bases 298 to 882 code for a protein of 194 amino acids. Gene Ontology annotation, molecular function: molecular adaptor activity; GTP binding; GTPase activity. The transcript has 7 exons. The record is from RefSeq and is a predicted model, not a curated record. NCBI's taxonomy places the organism in Eukaryota, Metazoa, Chordata, Actinopteri, Perciformes, Percidae.
AUAUGUUCACAAUGAGUCUGCUGCAUGACAGCACACAUUCUGCUGCCUGAAACACGGCGAUAAGAUGACAGAAAGGGGCAUUUGUGUGUGAUUUAGAAGCUUUUCUGCGCCUGGGAACGCUGUUGUUGGACCGUGUCCAUCUUCUUGGCGGCGACGGAGGGAUAUUGUGCGGCAUAAAUUAGGCUGAAGACACUCAGACAGACAAACAGACAGACAGACAAACAGACAGACAGACAGACAGACACUCCUCUUUCUGUCUCACAACCCGGACGCAUCACACACCAAACUCAGUCCACGAUGACGGCUAACAGCAGGUGCAGGAGCCGCGCGCCCCGCUCAGAAGAUGCAGAGGAGAAGGAUUACGUUGGUUUCGCGACGCUGCCCAACCAGGUGCACAGGAAGUCGGUGAAGAAGGGGUUCGACUUCACCCUCAUGGUGGCAGGUGAGACACGCUGGCCUUUCUGCUGGAAUGGCUUUAUGGUGCAGGAGAGCACUCCGUUCGCAGUGAUCGGCAGCAACACUGUGGUCGAAGCCCGAGGCCAGAGAGUGAGAGGGAGGCUCUACCCGUGGGGUAUCGUCGAGGUGGAGAACCCAUCCCACUGCGACUUUGUGAAGCUGAGGACCAUGCUGAUAAGAACCCACAUGCACGACCUGAAGGACAUCACCAACGACGUCCACUAUGAGAACUACAGAGCUCAGUGCAUCCACACCAUGACCAGCAGGAUGAAUGCAGUCCGGGUGGAGAGCCCCAUCCCCCUCCUCCCCAUGUCCACAUCGGACGUGGAGACUGAGAAACUCAUCAAAAGGAAAGAUGAUGAACUGAGGAAGAUGCAGCAGAUGCUGCAGAAGAUGCAGCAGCAGAUGCACGACCACGACCUGUGACCUCUUGUGCUACUGAUGUCACAGCUACUUAUUAAUCAGCAGACACGCUGGAACAACAAUUAAACAUUUAAAGCUUCAUGAAGUCCAUUCCUCCAGGAGAUGGGAGGAUGAAUUCUCCCGAUAUUUACAGUCAAUAUUUCUCCUGAUUUAGAAAAAAAAA